CCCGGCGCGGCGACGGCGCUUCCGCCUGGCUGCCCGGCGGGGUGCGAGCGGCCCCGCGAUGUGGCUGAGCCCGGAGGAGGUGCUGGUGGCCAACGCGCUGUGGGUGACGGAGCGGGCCAACCCCUUCUUCGUGCUGCAGCGGCGCCGGGGCCACGGCAAGGGCGGCGGCCUCACGGGUCUUCUCGUGGGUACCCUGGACGUGGUGCUGGACUCCAGUGCUCGAGUGGCCCCUUACCGCAUCCUGCACCAGACCCAGGACUCACAGGUCUACUGGACCGUGGCAUGUGGUUCUUCCCGCAAAGAGAUCACAAAACAUUGGGAAUGGCUGGAAAAUAACUUGCUCCAGACGCUGUCCAUCUUUGAUAACGAGGAAGAUAUCACCACCUUCAUCAAGGGCAAGAUACAUGGCAUCAUCGCAGAAGAGAACAAGAACCUGCAGCCCCAGGGAGAUGAAGACCCGGGGAAGUUCAAGGAGGCGGAGCUAAAGAUGCGGAAGCAGUUUGGGAUGCCUGAGGGCGAGAAGCUGGUCAACUACUACUCCUGCAGCUUCUGGAAGGGCAGAGUGCCCCGGCAGGGCUGGCUCUACCUGACAGUCAACCACCUGUGCUUCUACUCCUUCCUGCUAGGGAAGGAAGUGAGCCUCGUGGUGCAGUGGGUGGAUGUCACAAGGCUGGAGAAGAAUGCCACACUCCUCUUCCCUGAGAGCAUCCGUGUGGACACCCGUGACCAGGAGCUCUUCUUCUCCAUGCUCCUCAACAUCGGUGAGACCUUCAAGCUCAUGGAGCAGCUGGCUAACCUGGCCAUGAGGCAGCUACUGGACAGCGAGGGCUUCCUGGAGGACAAGGCCCUGCCCAGGCCCAUCCGGCCACACAGGAACAUCUCAGCUCUGAAGCGAGACCUGGACGCCCGAGCCAAGAACGAGUGCUACCGGGCCACGUUCCGGCUACCCAGGGAUGAGCGGCUGGAUGGCCACACAGGCUGCACCUUGUGGACGCCGUUUAACAAGCUGCACAUCCCUGGCCAGAUGUUCAUCUCCAACAACUACAUCUGCUUUGCCAGCAAGGAGGAGGAUGCGUGCCACCUCAUCAUACCCCUGAGGGAGGUGACCAUUGUUGAAAAAGCUGACAGCUCCAGUGUCCUGCCCAGCCCUCUGUCUAUUAGCACCAAAAGUAAAAUGACCUUCCUCUUUGCCAACCUGAAAGACCGUGAUUUCUUGGUUCAAAGGAUCUCCGACUUCCUCCAGAAAACGCCAUCCAAGCAGCCAGGCAGCAGCUUCGAGGGGAGGAAAGUCAGCAUUGUGGACCCAGGCCCAGAGGGGGCUCAUCUGGGCUGGCUCCUGGGAAGUCCUUGGACACAUUCCUGGUCAUCUGGUGGCUUCCUUGCUUCCUGCAGCCACCAGAGCUUCUGUGCACAGGAGGCGCCGACUGCUUCCCAGGGUCUGCUCAAGCUCUUCCAGGGAAACUCGCCCAUGGAGGACCUCGGAGCCAAAGGGGCCAAGGAGAAGAUGAAAGAAGAAUCAUGGAACAUCCACUUCUUUGAAUAUGGGCGUGGCGUAUGCAUGUACCGCACGGCCAGGACGCGCGAGCUGGUCCUGAAGGGUGUCCCUGAGAGCCUCCGGGGAGAGCUGUGGCUCCUCUUCUCCGGGGCUUGGAAUGAGAUGGUAACUCACCCCGGCUACUACGCAGAGCUGGUGGGGAAGUCCACGGGGAAGUGCAGCCUGGCCACGGAGGAGAUCGAGAGAGACCUCCACCGAUCCAUGCCUGAGCACCCCGCCUUCCAGAAUGAGCUGGGGAUUGCCGCGCUCCGGCGGGUGCUGACUGCCUAUGCUUUCCGGAACCCCACCAUCGGGUACUGCCAGGCCAUGAACAUCGUGACCUCGGUGCUCCUGCUCUAUGGCAGUGAGGAGGAGGCCUUCUGGCUCCUGGUGGCCCUCUGUGAGCGCAUGUUGCCGGACUACUACAACACCAGGGUGGUGGGAGCCCUGGUGGACCAGGGCAUCUUCGAAGAGCUCACGAGGGACUUUCUGCCCCAGCUCUCAGAGAAGAUGCAGGACCUGGGGGUGAUCUCCAGCAUCUCGCUGUCGUGGUUCCUGACCCUCUUCCUCAGCGUCAUGCCCUUCGAGAGUGCCGUGGUCAUUGUCGACUGCUUCUUCUACGAGGGCAUCAAGGUGAUCCUGCAGGUGGCCCUGGCCGUCCUGGAUGCCAACAUGGAGCAGCUGCUGGGCUGCAGCGACGAGGGCGAGGCUAUGACCGUGCUGGGCAGGUACCUGGAUAACGUGGUCAAUAAGCAGAGUGUUUCCCUUCCCAUCCCACACCUCCACGCCUUGCUGACCAGUGGGGAUGACCCCCCUGCAGAGGUGGACAUCUUUGAGCUUCUGAAAGUGUCCUAUGAGAAAUUCAGCAGCCUGAGAGCCGACGACAUUGAACAGAUGCGGUUUAAACAGAGGCUAAAAGUGAUCCAGUCCCUGGAGGACACAGCCAAGAGAAGCGUGGUCCGAGCUAUUCCAGUGGACAUUGGUUUCUCAAUUGAAGAGCUGGAGGACCUCUACAUGGUGUUUAAGGCCAAACACCUGGCCAGCCAGUACUGGGGGAGCAGCAGCGCAGCCGCCGGCCGCCGGGACCCCAGCCUGCCCUACCUGGAGCAGUACCGGAUUGACAUGGACCAGUUCCAGGAUCUCUUUGCCAGCCUGACACCCUGGGCUUGCGGCUCCCAUACACCUGUGCUGGCGGGGCGCAUGUUCCGGCUUCUGGACAAAAACAAGGACUUGCUGAUCAACUUCAAGGAGUUCGUGACAGGGAUGAGUGGGAUGUACCACGGAGACCUGACAGAGAAGCUCAAAGUGCUGUACAAGCUGCACCUUCCCCCAGCCCUGAGCCCGGAGGAAGCCGACUCCGCCCUGGAAGCAGCCCGCUAUUUCACAGAGGACAGCUCCUCAGCAGCGGCUCCUCUGACCUCAGAUCUGGAUCUUUCCCUGCCCUGGGGGGCUCAAGCACUACCACUGGAAGAGCAAGAAGAGAGUAGAAAUGAGGAUGUCCGAGAAAAAGGAGAGGAGAAGGUGACCAGCCCUCCAGACUACCGGUAUUACCUUCGAAUGUGGGCCAAGGAGAAGGAGGCUCAAAAGGAGACGAUCAAGGAUCUUCCCAAGAUGAACCAGGAGCAAUUUAUCGAGUUGUGCAAGACCCUUUACAACAUGUUCAGUGAAGACCCCAUGGAGCAGGACUUGUACCACGCCAUCGCCACGGUGGCCAGCCUCCUUCUCCGCAUCGGUGAGGUGGGGAAGAAAUUCUCGGGCAGGAAGCCCAGAGAUGGUGCCCAUAGUGGGGACCAUGACGCUGCCAUGGAGGACGAGCCACCAGCACCUGAGCCCCAUCAGGACCCAGCCCAGGAGCCCCAGGCAUCAGCUGGGGGGGACCCCCAGGCCAAAGCUGGUGGAGACACCCACCUCGGGAAAGCGCCGCAGGAGAGCCAGGUGGUGGCCGAGGGGGGCAGCGGCGAGGGACAGGGCUCACCCUCCCAGCUGCUGUCCGAUGAUGACACCAAAGACGACAUGUCCAUGUCCUCCUACUCAGUGGUCAGCACAGGCUCCCUACAGUGUGAGGACCUCGCAGACGACACGGUGCUGGUGGGCGGGGAGGCCCGCAGCCCCACGGCACGCGGCGGCGGCACCGUCGACACCGACUGGUGCAUCUCCUUCGAGCAGAUCCUGGCCUCUGUCCUGACGGAGUCUGUGCUGGUGAACUUCUUUGAGAAGAGGGUGGAUGUUCGACUUAAGAUCAAGGACCAAAAGAAGGUGGAGCGGCAGUUCAGCACCUCCAGUGACCACGAGCAUCCUGAAGCUUCAGGCUGAUCAUUGUAGCUGCACAGGCCCUGCCCGAGGCCUUGUCUCCUCCUGCCCUUGCUCCCUUUCUGUUCCCUUUGUCAAGAUGCACCCUUCCUCUUCGCCCCAGAGCAGUGAGUUGGAGUGGAAAGAAGGCCGAUGCCGGCACAGGUGCCUUAGAUGGAUCCCCAGGUGUGCAUCUCCUGGCGCCAGCUGCUCCCCAGGUCCAGGAAGAGGCUGGUGUCCCCACCCUGCCACCCAGUGGGGGGCCCAUCUGGCAACAGCCACCCUGCACAGUGUCAGAGACUGUCAGAUCUGCCUCCUGCUGCUCUGCCCCAUGCUGGUCCCCGCCCACGGCCGUUCUCCCGCAUGGUCCAGGGUCAUGUGCUUGUUGGGCACCAAAGUGAUGGAAGCUACAGGGUACUCUCCGGAAGCCCUCCAGCCUGAGCCUCCUGACUAUCAAACACAGGCAGAAGUCACCACAGGGCGGGUGCCACGCACAGGCAUGACAUUACGCGCUCUCUCAGUUCAUCAUCCUUACCAUUAACUUUAAAAGCACAUCCCUCAGGCCCUGAAAUAUUUCCUUGGAUUCAUUUUAGUUGGCUAAAAAUUACACUGUGCUUAAUGCCUUAAUAAAUCCCUGAAAGAAAUAAAACCCAAA
Microcebus murinus (gray mouse lemur) is the source of this 4478-nucleotide messenger RNA. Lineage: Eukaryota; Metazoa; Chordata; Mammalia; Primates; Cheirogaleidae. The record is from RefSeq and is a predicted model, not a curated record.